ACCGCUCAUAAAGAAAUUGUGCACAGGUAUUUACGAAGUCAGCACAUUGUAUUCGGAUAUGUGUUCGACGGAUCUGCGAUGUGCAUACAACCAGUAGUGGGCUGAUGACUGUUUUGCAUUACAGUUAAUUCCUAUUUUUUUGCGAAUGUUAACAGCAUACAGUGUUCGGUUUGCAGUUUGCUCAUAAGCACUCUCAGAAUUUUACCCUGUGUUCCCAGUUUUGGACAUUCGUUUGGCAAUAAUCUGAAAAUGGCGCGAUUACUUAAGGAUUGCUUCUGUUGUUCUUUGAAAACGGCAUGUGUAUACAUCGCUGCAUAUACGAUGAUGAUUGCCUUACUUCUUCUUAUUUUUAAUAUUAACGAUGUGGUAUUAGCUGGCGGAGUGCUUCUGUGGGGAAGGAUUACCAGUUUAGUUUUUGCAGUACUGCUGAUUCUUGCCAGUGUUUGUUUACUGCGCGGAACAGUGCGGGAUCGUGGUGACCUUUUGGCAGUAUGGUUAGUGGUGUUUUUCGUCUACACAAUCUUUUCGCUUGUGACAUUUAUUUGGAACGUGCGGUAUUAUUAUUACGGAUGGUUUCCCGAUUACAUACACACAUCCGUGCUGGCUAAUAUGAUUAUUUUCGGCGUUCUAUUCUUUAUUGACCUAUUCUGCUUGAUGGCGGUGUAUAGCCAUCGACAUCACAUGGGGUUCGAUUCGCUCCCUUAAACUUAUUGUCAACAAUGGACAAUCUUCGGCUACUCGUGCUUCGGAUUCUCUCUGGACAACAAGCAGCUCUCAUUUUCUAAUGCUCUGUGUUUUUUGUGCUACUUCUUUCACAUUCUUUAAAUAAAUUACUCCGAACAGUUCUUGGCUAUAAUUUACAAUAAAUACAAAUACUAAUGCAUAUACGAGUAUAUCUCGUGCAACGGGAAUCUGCGGCAUGUAAUACAAAACUAAUAAAUUAUAAUAACCGUAA
Messenger RNA from Paramacrobiotus metropolitanus, 955 nucleotides. RefSeq lists its product as uncharacterized. The transcript has 5 exons. NCBI's taxonomy places the organism in Eukaryota, Metazoa, Tardigrada, Eutardigrada, Parachela, Macrobiotidae. The record is from RefSeq and is a predicted model, not a curated record. Bases 250 to 705 code for a protein of 151 amino acids.